Thrips palmi is the source of this 3896-nucleotide messenger RNA. It is a transcript of the gene GCS2alpha, whose product is annotated as neutral alpha-glucosidase AB. Gene Ontology annotation, molecular function: carbohydrate binding; alpha-glucosidase activity. The record is from RefSeq and is a predicted model, not a curated record. Gene Ontology annotation, biological process: carbohydrate metabolic process; N-glycan processing. Bases 141 to 2906 code for a protein of 921 amino acids. The transcript is spliced from 17 exons. NCBI's taxonomy places the organism in Eukaryota, Metazoa, Arthropoda, Insecta, Thysanoptera, Thripidae.
UUGAUGCGCCGGCAAGGCAGAAAGCGGGAGCGGGGGGGACGAGAAAGGCAUUCAAAAGCAACUUUUUCAUCGAUGAAGAUUAGCCAUUUCGAUCUCCGCGUUUGAAUUUCUGCGUGACGACCUGUCCGCCUUCUCCCGACAUGGUGGUGCUUCGGGGGAUGAGGCUUCUUUUGCCUCUCUUGGCUAUCAUUUGUAUAUCCCUAAACAAUGUAUCCUCAGUUGAUAGAAACAAUUUCCGUACCUGUGAUCAAACUAGUUUUUGCCGACGAUGCCGUGCUGUAUCACCUGGGGCUUCUCCAUACGAACUUCAGCUAGAUACACUGCAGGCAACAGCUUCUUCUGUGACAGCAGAACUUUUGAAUACAGCCAUGAAUGUCAAAUUUGUGUUCCAAUUGUAUUCACUUUCUGACAAUACAUUUAGAAUGAAAAUUAAUGAAUUGUCUCCACUAAAGCCUCGUCAUGAAGUCCAGUUUGUGCUCAACGGAGAACCCAACUAUGUGCGAUUGGACCUGGUAGAAAAAACAUCUGCAAAAGCUGUGGUUAAAAGCGGACACAACAAAGUUGAAAUCUUUGCCAGUCCAUUCCGUGUUGAUGUAUACCGAGGCACCGAGUUGGUUAUCAGUACCAAUGCUCGUGGCCUCAUGCGCUUUGAACACUUGAGACCUAAGCCUGCCCCGAAACCAGAGGCCACUGAGGAAGCUCCUGCUGAGCCCGCUCCUGUUGUGGAUGACACAGAGAAUGACCCAGGUUCAUGGGAGGAGAACUACAAAUCCCACCAUGAUGCUAAGCCCAAUGGGCCAACUGCAGUUGCGCUCGAUUUCACUUUCCCAGGUGCUGAACAGGCUUAUGGUGUACCUCUCCAUGCUGACUAUGUUGCACUCCGAAAUACCAAGGGCAUUGAUCCUUACCGCUUGUUCAAUUUGGAUGUGUUCGAGUAUGAGCUUGAGAAUGGCAUGUCCUUGUAUGGAGCAGUUCCUGUCUUGUAUGCUCAUGGUCUCAAGGGGUCUGCUGGAGUUUUCUGGCUCAACACCGCUGAAACUUGGAUUGAUGUAACCAAACCUGAUGGGGAAAAUGUUGUUUCCUCUUUGGUGAACCUUGUGUCUGGAUCAGGCCAGGAACCUCAAGUGGAUACUCACUUUAUGUCCGAAUCUGGAAUUAUGGAUGUCUUCUUCUUUGUGGGUCCCAAGCCUUUGGAUGUUUUCAGGCAGUACUCUGCCUUGACUGGCACAGCCCCUCUUCCACCAUUAUUCUCUCUUGGAUAUCACCAAUGUCGUUGGAACUACAAUGAUGAAGAUGACGUUCGCAAUGUUGCUUUGGGCUUUGAUGAACAUGAUAUUCCCAUGGAUGUUAUGUGGCUGGAUAUUGAGCACACUGAUAACAAAAAGUAUUUUAGUUGGGAUCCCAUCAAGUUUGCUCAUCCCACAGAGAUGAUUCAAAAUCUUACUGCCAUGGGCCGAAAGUUAGUUACUAUUGUGGACCCCCAUGUCAAGAGGGAUCCAGGCUACUAUUUGCAUCGGGAUGCCGAGGCUAAUGGUUACUAUGUCAAAAACAAAGAUGGAAAUGACUACGAAGGUUGGUGUUGGCCUGGCUCUGUGAGCUAUCUCGAUUUCUUCAACCCAGCAACAAGGGAAUACUUUUCUGAUAGAUACUUGCUGGAAAACUAUGCUGGAUCUACUUUAGAUGUCCACAUUUGGAAUGACAUGAAUGAGCCAGCAGUUUUUAACGGCCCUGAGCUCACUAUGUUCAAGGACAAUGUGCAUUAUGGAGGAUGGGAACAUCGUGAUGUGCAUAACAUGUAUGGCCUCAUGCUGGUCAUGUCUACAUAUGAAGGGUUGCAAAAGCGAUCUCAAGGAGCGCUCCGCCCAUUCAUCUUGACUCGGUCUUUCUAUGCUGGCUCCCAACGUUAUGCUGCUAUGUGGACUGGUGACAAUCUUGCUGAUUGGAGUCACAUGCGCAUGUCUGUACCCAUGUGUCUGACUAUGGCUAUUUCGGGCUAUUCAUUCUGUGGUGCUGAUGUUGGAGGUUUCUUUAAAUAUCCUGAUGCUGAACUUUUUACUCGCUGGUACCAACUUGGUGCCUUCCUGCCAUUCUAUCGUGCUCACUCUAUUCUUGAGUCCAAGAGGCGUGAACCCUGGCUGUACAAUCCAGAGACCACUGAACUGGUCCGACUGGCAAUUCGUAAACGUUACACUUAUAUCGCCCUGUGGUACACUCUUUUCUUCGAACACACUCGUUUUGGAACACCAGUCAUUAGGCCUCUGUUUGCUCAGUACCCGGAUGACAAAGAUGGCUUCUCUGUGGACAAUGAAUUCUUAGUUGGUGAUACUCUGCUCGUGCACCCAGUUGUAACAGCUGGAGCCACACAGGCUCAGGUGUUCUUCCCUGGAGAAAAUGAGCGUUGGUAUGACACUGAUACAUUUGAAAUUUUCCGAGGCCGUUCUGUACAUAAUAUUGCUGUUGACAUCACCAAGAUUCCAGUUUAUCAGAGGGGAGGAACCAUUCUCUCUAAAUUGGAGCGCGUUCGCCGAUCUUCAACUCUGAUGCACAAUGACCCUUACACUAUUAUUGUUGCUGUGGAUGACAAUGGCAACGCCAAAGGAACACUGUAUAUUGAUGAUGGUGAAACCUACAAGUACAAGUCCAAUGCUUACCUCUAUAUUCAGCUUGAGUUUAGCAACAACACUCUGAAAGCAAAGUUCAUCGACAAGAAGGCACACUUUGCCUCCAAGGCAUGGAUUGAACGCAUUGUUGUUUUAGGAUUGCUCAAACCAAUAACACAGACAACUAUUGAGAGCAAGAGUGUUGGAAGGCAGUCUUUGAAGUAUUCCAAUGAUGACAUUUGGAAUGUUGUUGUUGUGAGAAAACCAGGAGUAUCUGUAACUGAGGAAUGGACAUUGUAUCUUUGAUUUAGAUGUUUCUUAAAAUAAUUUAAACCACCUAAAAAAAAUAUUUCAAAUCCUCAACGUGUAAUUUUUUUUAAAAUGUGAGCUUUUUACACUUUAUUAACUGUAAGGAAGGUGAACCAUUCUCACCAUUUAAUUUUAUUAAAUCCUGAUCAGUACAGAACUGAACAAGUUGAUGUCUUUUGUGCCUUGCCUUGAUGGUACAUUGGCAUGCCAAGUUUGUAUUAACCUUAGAAAUGUACUCUACGUAAAAUUGUUAGAGCAAGCAGCAAGGUAUAGACGUAGAAUAGUUGUUUAGACUUUCUACAAAACUGAGACAUGUUUGUUGGGAGAGGCUAAUUGUUCAUCAUUUUUGUUGUCCUUUUUUUAUUGAUUUUUUUUUUGUAUGUGACUUGUAUUUAAUGGAACUCUGGCAUAAUUUGUUGCACUGCAGUUCAUAGAGGGCCAUAUUUCAGAUAGAAUUUUACAAUUCUGUAGAAAGGUCAUUUCACUUCAAUUUUGAAAAUGUUUUCUCCCUUUUUAGAAAUAACAAUUCUUUUCUGAGUUUGUUACCAUGUGCCCAUCAACAAUCUUAACUUUGACUUGUAAUUGAAAAAAAAAAUACACUGAAAUUCUAAAAGUGUAGGUUUGUGAACGUUUUCUUCUCUUAUACUAUUGAGUUUGUUUCUCUGAAUUACUUGUGAUAGUUUUGUGUGAUAUGGGCAGUAUUUGUAGAGGCUGGUCUUCCUGAAAUCUGUUGGGAAGAAGUUGUCAAGUGUUCCAAUUAUGUUAAACUGAAACAAACCAUCGGGUUGUUCACUUUUUACCUCUGCCUGAUUUUGUAUGGUUGAAAAUUUCUGAUGCACCUGGCUCUUGAUUUUCAGUUGUGUGUGUUCAGAUUAUUUUUGCCGAUUUUUCCGAGACGGGCCUUUUCUUGUGUUUGAAAAACGACGCACUCGGCACCUGAAAACGAUGUGAAACGUGUCCUUUGAAUAAAACAACGUGAACCUUAAA